ACACAACUGUAACUGCUGCAACAACUUCCUGCUCACGCCACGGGUAACGUUUCGUUUUUUGGGUGUUUUUUUUUUGUGAGUGUGUGUAAAAGAUGUGAAGGUACAGUGACGGCACAUGCACUGGAUAUUCUUGCUGGGCUUGACGAGGAAGGACCUGAAGGGGAGGGAACCUUGAGGACGGCAUGGCAACACUCACAUUAUAAAGUCGAAGGCACACCCAGCCUGCAGCCUCAGUUCAGCUCUCCUCUUCCUCGCAGCAGCACCAUGCUGAACCUCAUCAAGUUUCCACGAGUCUUCACCAUCAAUCAGGUGCCCAAAGUUUUCCACGAGGAUGGCAUCAUUUCUGGGUACCGGCACCCCCGGAGCUCCGCCACAGACUGCAUCCUCAGCCUCUUCCAGAGGACCAAUGAGACUCUCAACAUCUGGACUCACUUUCUGCCCUCCUGGUACUUCCUGUGGAAACUGCUAACAGUGGUGCUAAUGCAGGCAGUGUGGCAGGACUCCUUCACCUGGCCUCUGGUGGUCUUCCUCCUGUCCUGCUGUGUUUAUCCUCUGGCAUCGAGCUGCGCUCACACCUUCAGCACCAUGUCGCUGAGGGCGCGACACAUCUGCUUCUUUUUUGAUUAUGGUGCUCUCAGUUUCUACAGCCUGGGCUCAGCUAUUGUUUAUUCAGCCUACAUUUUUCCUGACAAGUGGGUGAACGGCUUGUUUCACCAUUGGUACAUCCCCAUCGCUGUGGUCAACGCGUUCAUCUCCACCAUCAUGGCCUGCUACUCCAGACUUGGAUUUCCAUUUCUACAUUAUAACCAGGAUGUUGUAAAAAGAUUCCAUGAGUGCCCCAAACCGAAGUUCAGCAAAUUCCUCCGUGGUGUGGCCUUCAUCUACCCCUACAUGUUUGACAACAUUCCUCUGUUCUACAGGGUUUUCCUGUGUGUAGGGGAGGGCUGUACAGACAAUGAAACAACUGUCCUGCACUACCAGCACAUCAGCUUGGCUUUCCUCACAGGGUUUCUGUUUGUUUCACAUCUCCCUGAGCGCCUAGCACCUGGUAGCUUCGACUUCAUAGGUCACAGCCAUCAGCUGUUCCACGUCUGCGCCAUCGUCUGCACCCACCUCCAGAUGCAGGCUGUAGAGCAGGACAUGGUGACACGGCGACCCUGGCUCUCCGUUAACUCCACCCCCGUCACGUUUGCCGGCUCACUGGGGUCGACGCUGCUUUGCGUGGCGAUGAAUUUGCUCAUCAUCCUCAUCUUCAGUUUACCUCUCCUUUCUGCCUCGGUGUGUCAAGACGGAAAACAUGGCAACGAACCUAAGGCCUCAAAUAAAUCUUGCCACUGUUCUUAACGYUCUCACACCAGUUACAGGAAGAAAUGCAACAUGGGUAAAAAAAAAAACUGCUACUACAAACACAUCUCAGCAUUCACACUUUACAUGAAGGCUGCUGUAAAAGUUUUUGGAAGCUGAACUUUAGAGCAUGUGUUUCCCAAAUGACAGAAGUGCAAUUACAAUUUUAUUAGCAAUUUUUUUUAAAACUACAAAUGUUUCUGCGGAAACUUUGACUUGUUUGAAGAUGUAGCAGGUGUGCUGCAUUCUCAGAUGGUGCUCUGUAUGUGUAGAUAUUUUUACUAUAGUCUCCGAUAGCCAUAUGUGGUGUAUGAAGAGAGUCCAGGGAACAAAAGAUAUCUUAAGUUGCAAAAAUCAACUUUUUAAAACUUGAACUUUUACCUCUGUACCUUUUUUUAAACACUUGUACUCAGCCUUUUGGAAUGCACUGUAUUGUUUUGAUAAGAGAGGUUGACAAUUUUGUUUUAGUUACGAGUGAAGCUGCUUUAUAAACUGAAUAUUUGGUUACCGAUAGUCUGGAAACUUUUCUUUCUUUGUUUUUUUUAUUUUUAAUCCCAGCUAUUGUUUUCCAAAUUAUUUUUUGCUAAAGGUGUUGUCUGUCCCAUUUAAAGAUUGUUACAUUGGUCCUUUUUAAUGCUGAAUGUGUAAAGAAAAAGUAUUCAAGUGCAAUAUUUUAUUUAUUGUAAAUUUUCCAAAUAAACUAAACUAAACCUGUA
Molecule: messenger RNA, 2060 nt
Organism: Austrofundulus limnaeus
Lineage: Eukaryota; Metazoa; Chordata; Actinopteri; Cyprinodontiformes; Rivulidae
Gene: paqr5b
Product: progestin and adipoQ receptor family member Vb
Exons: 9
Coding region: 265-1344 (359 amino acids)
Cellular component (GO): membrane
Molecular function (GO): signaling receptor activity
Source: RefSeq, a predicted model, not a curated record